CCGGCCCCCUCACUCCAGUGAGCUCACGUGAGAAGACAGCAGGAGAUUCUCCGUGCAGCGAAGCUCGACCUCCCUUCAUCACAAACUGUGACCUGGGGGUAACCAGCAGGGAUCCAUCUGCAGAUGUGCCAGUGCAAUUUCCUGUGACAGUUUGCAAAUUCUGUGCCUUCGCUCGUGGUAGUUUGAUCUUUUGAAGCAUGACGAGCACGGUGGGGCUCGUGUCGCUGUGGGUCUGGGUCCUCCUGGACUCUGGGGCGUCUGCAGUCUCGCUGCCGGAAACAACCGACGGCAGGUUCAUCGAGGACUGUGUGAGGGAGCACAACAGUGCACGGUCGUCUGUCAGCCCACCUGCAAAUGACAUGCUGUACAUGACAUGGGACAAGGAUUUGGCCAUCAUUGCGAAGACAUGGGCAGGACACUGCAAGUUUGAACACAACCCCCAACUCAAAGAUGUUCCCAGUCUGCACCCCAACUUCUCCCCUAUUGGGGAGAACAUAUGGACAGGCUCACCCUCCUUAUUUGAUGUGACGUUAGCCAUAAAAAAAUGGGUGGAUGAAAAGGAACACUACAACUACCAGGAGAACAAAUGCAGUAAAGUGUGUGGACACUAUACACAGGUCGUGUGGGGAAGCACCUACAAGGUCGGUUGUGCCGCGCAUCUGUGUCCUGGUGGUGUCGCUGGCUUUAAUUCCAUGGAGGGUGUUGUUUUUGUCUGCAACUAUGGUGAAGCGGGUAACAUGAACUCAGCGCAACCGUAUACAUCUGGAGGUGCAGCCUGCUCUGGAUGUGCAGACUCCUGUGUGGACCGUCUCUGCCCGUUUCCAGGCGACAGCGGGAGCCCAGAUGGACAGCCUGACUUGGCUGCUGCUGACUCUCACUACGGGCAUAUUCUGAUCGCCCGGCCCGUCGGCCUCCUCCUCACCUUCAUCACAGCAUUUGCAGUCCGCUCCCUCUACCCUGACAUCUUCUGCUAUGAGUAGAUUUCCCCGUUUCAACCUGAACAACAUUGAAAUCAGAUUCAGACAGCGUUUAGAUGAAGAUGUGAAUUUAAUUAGACCCUGUUUGUUGAUAGAUUGAUUUUGAAGUCCAGACAGAGCUCUGCAUAAACUGUACUCACGAGUCCGCACAGCACUGUGGUUGAGUUCCUGUGAUAAGUGAUGAAGAACUUCCCUCAGGGCGGUCCUGAGAAAUCACAUUCAAGAGGACAAGAACAUGUUUGAGGCCUCUGUGACUUUUUGACCUUUGACGACUUAUAGUGAACGUCUGUACGUAUAACCCAAAAACAUAACGCCUCACCUUACCCUUUCUUUCCUCACCCAAUCCCCACUCCUCCUUUCCCCCGUCUACCCUUUAUCCACCCCCCAGUCACACCCCUUUACCCUCCCACCCCCAAUCUUCCUUGUGAAUAUGUACCAAACAAGGUGUGUAAAUAAAUAUAGUGCAUGGAUCUAAAGUCUUUGUGAUUCUUCAUAAUUGAAGAUAAAUA
Paralichthys olivaceus (Japanese flounder) is the source of this 1486-nucleotide messenger RNA. It is a transcript of the gene glipr1a, whose product is annotated as GLI pathogenesis-related 1a. The record is from RefSeq and is a predicted model, not a curated record. Gene Ontology annotation, cellular component: extracellular region. Lineage: Eukaryota; Metazoa; Chordata; Actinopteri; Pleuronectiformes; Paralichthyidae.